UACAUAUCUGGCCUCUCCAGGAUGAAUUUUAUGUUGGUUCAGCAGAUUGUUUACAGUUUUUUCUUCUUCUUCCUUUUUUUUUUUUCAUCUUCCCUGCUCAGUGCCCAACCCAAGGUCAAAGGCUGAUAGAGAGAAAAUCUCAUGAGGAGGUUUUACUCUAGGGAAGUUGUUCAGUGGAUGGGAUCUUGGCGUACAGAGAAAGAUGACAGGCUCUUUCUGGCUCCUUCUCAGCCUUGUUGCUGUAACUGCUGCUCAAUCCACCACUGAAGAACAGGCCAAGACAUUUUUGGAGAAGUUUAACCAUGAAGCCGAAGACCUGUCUUAUCAAAGUUCACUUGCUUCUUGGAAUUAUAACACCAAUAUUACCGAUGAGAAUGUCCAAAAGAUGAAUGAAGCCAGGGCCAAAUGGUCUGCCUUUUAUGAAGAACAGUCCAGGAUGGCCAAAACUUACUCACUCGAAGAAAUUCAGAAUCUCACACUCAAGCGUCAGUUGAAGGCCCUUCAGCAGAGUGGGACCUCAGUGCUCUCUGCAGAGAAGAGCAAGCGACUGAACACGAUUCUAAAUACAAUGAGCACCAUCUACAGUACUGGAAAAGUUUUGGACCCAAAUACACAAGAGUGCUUAGCACUUGAACCAGGUUUGGAUGACAUAAUGGAAAACAGCAGAGACUACAAUCGGAGGCUCUGGGCUUGGGAAGGCUGGAGGGCUGAGGUUGGCAAGCAACUAAGGCCAUUGUAUGAAGAGUAUGUGGUCCUGGAAAAUGAGAUGGCAAGAGCCAACAAUUAUGAGGACUACGGGGACUAUUGGAGAGGGGAUUAUGAGGUGACUGAGGCAGGGGACUAUGACUACAGCCGUGACCAGUUGAUGAAAGAUGUUGAAAAUACCUUUGCAGAGAUUAAACCAUUAUAUGAACAACUUCACGCUUAUGUGAGGGCAAAGUUGAUGGAUACCUACCCUUCCUAUAUCAGCCCUACUGGAUGCCUCCCUGCCCAUUUGCUUGGUGAUAUGUGGGGGAGAUUUUGGACAAAUCUGUACUCUUUGACAGUCCCCUUUAAACACAAACCAAGCAUAGAUGUUACUGAAAAAAUGAAGAACCAGUCCUGGGAUGCAGAAAGGAUAUUCAAGGAGGCCGAGAAGUUCUUUGUGUCUAUCAGCCUCCCUCACAUGACUCAAGGAUUCUGGGACAACUCCAUGCUGACUGAGCCAGGCGAUGGCCGGAAGGUGGUCUGCCACCCCACAGCGUGGGACUUGGGGAAGGGUGACUUCAGGAUCAAGAUGUGCACGAAGGUCACCAUGGAUGAUUUCCUGACCGCGCAUCACGAGAUGGGCCACAUCCAGUAUGACAUGGCGUAUGCCGCACAGCCCUACCUGCUCAGAGACGGGGCCAACGAAGGCUUCCACGAAGCUGUUGGGGAAAUCAUGUCACUGUCUGCAGCGACACCUCACUAUCUGAAAGCACUUGGUCUUCUGGAACCUGAUUUUUAUGAAGACAAUGAAACAGAAAUAAACUUCCUGCUCAAACAAGCACUUACAAUUGUUGGAACUCUACCAUUUACUUACAUGUUAGAAAAGUGGAGGUGGAUGGUCUUUAAGGGUGAAAUUCCCAAAGAGCAGUGGAUGGAAAAGUGGUGGGAGAUGAAGCGAGAGAUAGUUGGAGUGGUGGAGCCUCUGCCUCAUGAUGAGACAUACUGUGAUCCUGCGUGUCUGUUCCAUGUGGCUGAAGAUUACUCGUUCAUCCGGUAUUACACGAGGACCAUUUAUCAAUUCCAGUUUCAUGAAGCCCUUUGUAAAACAGCUAACCAUGAAGGUGCCCUGUUCAAAUGUGAUAUCUCAAAUUCCACUGAAGCUGGGCAGAGGCUGCUCCAAAUGCUGAGCCUUGGAAAAUCGGAACCCUGGACCUUAGCAUUGGAAAGUAUUGUGGGGAUAAAGACUAUGGAUGUAAAACCCCUGCUCAACUACUUUGAGCCCUUGUUUACCUGGCUGAAAGAGCAGAAUAGGAAUUCAUUCGUGGGUUGGAGCACGGAAUGGACUCCAUAUUCUGACCAAAGCAUCAAAGUGAGGAUAAGCCUUAAAUCAGCUCUUGGAAAAAAUGCUGACGCAAAUUGUCCCUUUGUCUGGUGUGUCCCGCCUGUUAGUCACUUAGUGGCCAUAGUUAUCAGAUCUGCUGUCACGGUUUCACAGUGCUGUGUUCAAGCGACACUUGUUUUACUUAAUCCUGGCCCCAAAGUGCCAGAGGAGUGA
Messenger RNA from Odocoileus virginianus texanus, 2242 nucleotides. The record is from RefSeq and is a predicted model, not a curated record. Lineage: Eukaryota; Metazoa; Chordata; Mammalia; Artiodactyla; Cervidae.